AUGUAUGGUGGGGUGUAUGGAGAAGGGGGUGGUGACUUCGACGCCCCUAUGGGACAACAUCAACAACAACCACCUGCCCAGCGGCUACAUCCAGAUGCAGCACCCUUACCAGCUCCUCCAGGCACUACAUUGGACAACACGACGGCUGUGAUCAGCCACUCGUUAGCAGUAGUUCGGGGAGAAUCUGGAAUACAGCCGGCAGAAGAGCAUAUGGAUUUAUCGGAACAGGAUUCCUCCAGCUUCUCCGCUACGAGAAACAAGCGACAAAGAGUCCAGAAACUGCGUAUCUCACUGCGGGACGCUGAAGGCCGCGGAGCGGACGCGGCGACACGUGGAGAGGCGCAGGCCGCGGAAGUGCGGCAGAUGCGGAGCGCCGCCGCGGUGGAUGCGUCGCGGCAGGCCCGGCGCGGUCGGCCGGGCGGCGCCGGCGCUGACGUCAGCGCGACGGCAGCCAACGCGGGUUCAAGGCCUCGGCCGGUCGCCGCGGCCGGCGAGAGCCCGAGCGGGGCGCGCCGCCGCUGCUAUCCACGGACGCCAGAGCGGUGGUGCCGGGGUGGUGGCGGCGGCGGCGGCGGCGGCGGCGGCGGCGGCAGCAGUGGUGACUUCCCGCGCAGCGAGUAG
This is a messenger RNA of Schistocerca nitens (vagrant locust), 621 nucleotides long. Its product is annotated as forkhead box protein C1-like. The transcript is spliced from 3 exons. The record is from RefSeq and is a predicted model, not a curated record. Bases 1 to 621 code for a protein of 206 amino acids. Lineage: Eukaryota; Metazoa; Arthropoda; Insecta; Orthoptera; Acrididae.